UCGACCGGCCGAAGUGAUCGGGACUACGGGAAAGACUUUACCGCCGCUGCCGCCGCUUCCCUCCCGCCCGGUUUGAAAUGGAUAAUCUAACUAAAUAACACGCAGGUUUCUCGCGGAUUCACCGGAUUUUAACGGCAGUGGAUUCAGUCGCUACUUUCUUCUCACAGCGGUGUUCACAGUGUUCGUUACCCCGCGGCUGGCGGCUAGCAUCGGUUACUGCUGCUAAACAUGGUGGCCUGUCGGCAAGGAGAAGAAACGAGUCCAGUUUGGGGAUUUUAGAGGAUUUUUAAAGGCACUUGGACGCUUCUCACUGUGAAACACCGCUGCUCUGGACACAUUAUCGCCCUCCUUUUCAGCUUUAUUGGGAGGUUUACGGACUUCGACGUGAGGCUGCCUUUCUGUUUACGUUGAAACACUUGCAGCAGCAGACCGUCCGUGUUUGGUGGACCGUGGAUAAUUCUUCAAAAGUUGCUAUCCAGGCCGCCUCAAAGUUUAUCACCCGAUUUUGGAAAACUUGCAAAUCAUGCUCUUACAACUGGAAAAACACGCCAUAUAGCAACAGUUUUGUGUUUUUGUGUUUAUAUGACGGAUGACUCGACACUCGUCUAGAGAUGCAGUGGUGCACCAGUGCAGCCUGUUGGAACUACUUUAUCAUCUGAGUUACUUCUACCAGUCCCCCCAUAGAGGUCUGAUUCCUUGUUAAUCUGUGGAUUAUUAUGGAUUAUUAUUUUUAUUAUGGCCUAAUCCAAACCGCAUCAGACCGGGAAUUUUCGGAAUAACUGCCGAUACUGUUGAUUAUGAUGGUGAUGAUGACAGAGAAAAGCGAUGGUUUUCCUUCGUUAUGAUUUUGAGUAGAGAGGAGUUAAUUACAUGGGGACUCGCCUGACAUGCCAAGGACGGAGUUGCCACUACCUGAGGGUUGGGAGGAAGCCAGAGACUUUGAUGGCAAAGUCUAUUACAUUGACCACAUUAACCAGUGCACCAGCUGGAUCGACCCCAGAGACAGGCAGACGAAGCCUCUGACGUUUGCUGACUGCAUCGGGGAUGAGCUGCCGGUCGGUUGGGAGGAGGCGUAUGACCCCGCCGUCGGAGCGUACUAUGUCGACCACAACACCAAGAGCACCCAGCUGGAGGACCCGCGGGCCCAGUGGCAACGGGAGCAGGAGUCCAUGUUGCGGGACUACCUGGCCGUGGCCCGCGAUGCGCUCAGCGCCCAGAAGGAGAUUUACCAGGUGAAGGAGCAGAGGCUCCGCCUGGCGCAGCAGGAGUAUCGGCAGCUCAAUGACGCAUGGAGGGACAAGUCAACGUCACAGACCAGCUUGAAUUCCAGAUCGUCCUCGUCCAGCAAGUACGACCCAGACAUCCUAAAAGCAGAAAUAGCCACAGCCAAAAGUCGGGUGAACAAGCUGAAGCGGGACUUGGCCUGCAUGAAGCAGGAGCUGCAGUACAAAGAACAAGGCUUUGAGACCCUCAAAGAGAUCGACCAGAAGGUGUCCAACAGCCCGUAUGGCUACAAGCUGCAGGAGGCGCAGGCUAUCCUCACCGAGGUUCGCUCCAUCCGAGAUGCCAUCAGCUCUGGGGAGAAGGAGAAACAGGAGCUAAUGCAGAAACUUGCAGCAUUAAAAGACGGUUUCCAGCUGGACUCAGGCUCUCAGCAGGAGCUGUGGGGCAGCAGUCCCUCACUCGCCAACUCGGAGCUGUCCAUCCCUCGGCUCUACUCUGAUGCCGGCUCGCAGACGGACAUCCCCGCUGAGUUCAUGACCAGCACCAACAAACUUGCAGAGAAGGUUCGUCUGAGUCUGAAGUACGAGGAGGCCAAGAGAAGGAUCGCCACCAUUGAGGUGCAGAUCGCCAAACUGGACAGCGAGGCGUGGCCGGGGCUGCUCGACCCGGAGCGAGAUCGCCUCAUCCUCAUUAAUGAAAAGGAAGAGCUGCUGAAGGAGCUGCAGUACGUCAGCCCUCGCCAACGCCUGCAGCCCAAUGACGCUGAGAAGCUGGAGACUGAGAAAAAACGUCUGGAGAGAGACCUGCAGGCUGCCCGAGACAACCAGAGCAAGGCUCUGACUGAGAGGUUGCGACUUCACUGUAAGAGAAACAAGCUGGUCAGAGAGCUGGAGGAAAUGGUUCGACUGGCCACAUCACUACAUACUCAACUAAAAAGCCUCUCAGCCAGCACUCUGUCCUGUUCGUCCGGUAGCAGUCGAGGCUCUUUAACGUCCAGCCGUGGCUCGCUGGCCACCACCUCCAGCCUGGGCUCCACCUCCUCCCUCAGCUUCACUGACAUCUACCUGGAGCAGCCUGAACUGGCUGACCCAGACUUCCAAAACAAGCUGGACAGCCUCCUGCAGGAGGGCGGCCAGGGAGGCUACCGCCCCUCCAGCUCCAUCACCACGAUACACGAACAUGAAGUGGUGACGGGCUCUGGAGGAAGGGACGCUGAAAGGCUGGGGGCCAAAUCAAGUGGGGUAGGAGAAGACGUUGGGUGCUCUGCUGGAGGAACUGCAGGAGGAGGCGUUGGUGUUGGAGCAGAGUCGGGGUCAUCAAGGAUCCAGGCACUCAGACUGUCAGAAACCCCUCGCUCCAUGAGCUCUUUAUCUCCGCGGUCGUCUCUUUCCUCGUUGUCUCCGCCGUGCUCGCCGAUGGUUACAGACACUAGUUUCUUGCCUGGAGAGACAUUCACAGGCCAGACGGGGCCUGGCGGAUUGAGUCUGGAUCUGGAGCUCCACAGCAGGCUAGCAGAACUGGAGCUCAGCCUGGACUCUCAGGAGCAGCGGCAGGAGGAGCACAGGGGUCCCGUGGGGCUGGAGGAGAAGCAGAACCACAACACCACACUGGGAGAGGAGGUCAAAGACUCAGCUCCCCAGCUGCGAGGGUCGGGGGUGGGGCCAAAGAAGAUUGGCGUAACCUCAGCAGUGUCUGACGAGUCGGUGGCUGGUGAUAGCGGUGUGUACGAGCCUUCAGAGCGCAGGCCGGGCCUCCCUGCAGACAUGCUCCUGGGCUCGUACGAGGAAAGGUUGGCACUGGGCUGCUCUCAGGUGCAGCUCGGCUUCCGCUAUGAGUCCAGAGACCAACGCUUCACUAUCUACGUCAUGCAGCUAUCCAAUUGCAGCGCCCUCUGUCUCCCGGCUGACCAGAAAAUUUAUGUGCGUUCAGCGGUGCUGCCCUGUGUUGAAGCCACCCGCUGCCUCUUCCGAACACGAAGUCAUCUGCAUCAGGACGUUAUGGAGGUCAACGAGGUAUUCGGUAUGCAGAUAUCCCACAGUGCAUUGCGGCAGAAGACGCUGAGGGUCGACGUCUGCAACACCAGCAAGUCGGGCCAUGAAGAAUGUCUGGCGGGAGCCCAGAUCAGCCUGGCUGAUGUCAGCUGCUCAGAGGAGAGAUGCACCAAGUGGUACAACCUGCUGAGUCGUGCCUACAUGCCCGAGAUCAAUAACAAGGACAAAGAGAGCAGAGCGGCCGGCUCAGACAGGACUCGUGUUUCCAGCAGUGACAGAGUCAGAGCUCCUGAGGACGAUGAGUGGCACGGCAACUCUCUGGACAUGUUUGAUGAUGAAGAAGGAAAUGGCGUGGAGGGGGUCGGGCCUCUGGAGGAAGAGGAUGAAUUUUAUCCUGAUAGCACCCAAUGGGAAGCAGAGGAGGAGGAGGGGGAGGAAGAAGAGGAGAAGGUGGCCAAACCUCCUCCGAAAGCUGCGGCCAUCACAGAGAAGGUGAACAAGGAGACAAGCAUGGACAACUUGUUGCCGUCCCACCACUGCUCGGUGGUUCGACCCAAGGAACGCCGCCCAGAUGUCCGCCAGCAGAACCCCUUCAUGAGGGGGAACACCAUCAUCCGCUCCAAGACCUUCUCCCCCGGGCCUCAGAGCCAGUACAUCUGCAGGAUUAACCGCAGUGACAGCGACAGCUCCACCCUCUCCAAGAAGUCUCCGUUUGUCAGGAACGCUUCGGAGAGACGCAGCAUGCGCAUGAAGAAGCCUCCUGUGCAGGUCAAAGGACUUGACGGUCUCCUUCGGACAUCCUUGGACCUGGAGUUGGACCUGCAGGUGUCUCGGACUCGGCAGGCCCGACUGGCGCAGGAGCUUCGGGUGCUGCGGGAGCUGAAGACGCAGCUGGAGAAGGCGAGGCAGCAGGGCCAGAGAGAGCUGCCGGCCUGGGUCCAAGAAGACGAACGCUUCCGCCUUCUCCUCAAGCAGGCAGAGAAACAGACUCAUGAGGAGCAGCUACAGGAGAAACGGGUGGAGAAGAUGAUGAGGGCAGCAGCCAAGGACGUCCACAAGAUCAGGGGCCAGAGCCGUAAAGAGGUCCCCGAGGUCCAGACCUUCAGAGAGAAGAUGGCAUUCUUCACACGAGCAAAGACCAGCAUCCCCGACCUGCCGGCUGACGACGUGUAGAGAAGCAUUUCAAAGUAUUCCCCCUCCUCCCCCUGAGUCUUAGCCUGCUGUUUCCAUACAAAUGAAGCAAACCUUUGGCGGUGUUAUGAAGAAUUUAAAAAUAAUAAUAACAAUAUGUUUAGUAGAGAAAACACUCAAAACCGUGAAGAAACACAUUUUUAAAGAGCGCAGCAUUUCUAAUGUGGAUAGUCUUUGUUUGUAAAUUAGUGAUAGCACUGCUUCUUUUUUUUCCACUCUGUUCAUGGCAAAGUGUUUCUGUUACUAACCUGCUGUUUAUAGGCUCUUAGGUGUUAAAAAUCAUUCCAGCACAAAGUCACACAGCUGCACAUGUGCAUACA
Molecule: messenger RNA, 4726 nt
Organism: Plectropomus leopardus (leopard coralgrouper)
Lineage: Eukaryota; Metazoa; Chordata; Actinopteri; Perciformes; Serranidae
Gene: wwc1
Product: WW and C2 domain containing 1
Biological process (GO): cell migration; regulation of DNA-templated transcription; negative regulation of organ growth
Cellular component (GO): cytoplasm
Molecular function (GO): kinase binding; molecular adaptor activity
Source: RefSeq, a predicted model, not a curated record